Molecule: messenger RNA, 1597 nt
Organism: Acaulospora morrowiae
Lineage: Eukaryota; Fungi; Glomeromycota; Glomeromycetes; Diversisporales; Acaulosporaceae
Source: the annotation of a GenBank genome assembly
AAUUAAUGGUGAUGAUGUUAUAAAAGCUUUCAUUAAUGAGCUGGAAUUACAUCUAAAAGUUCAUUUUCAUAAUAAUAUCUUACGUUUUCACGGGUUUUGCAAGGAAGGCAACACGAAUUACACCCUGAUCAUCGAAUAUGCCGACGGUGGUACCCUUCGCGAAGAAUUACAAAAUUCUGAUAAUCCUUUGGCCUCGUCUACAAGGGAGAACUCCAAUGGUUCGGUUGUGAUUUCCACUGAAGAGAAUCAGCUAAGUGACACCGCCUCUAAAAUUCAUGGUGAUGACUCAUCGGUCCCAAUUUCGACGGUCACUCAUGUCUCGAGAAGUAGCUCUUUUCAUAUGUCCUUAAUAGCCAACACGGAAUUUUAUAGAGGAAUUCUUUCAUCUAUCAAUGAAGAUCCCUUAACUACACACACAACUAAUGAUCUUGAAAGUUCAAGAAACAGCGCUCCUAUUCGUAGUAUAAGUCUCGUGGAAGACAGAUUGAUUUUACCCUUAGCAGAAGUUCAUGAUUCCUCGAGGAACGAUGAAUUUUCCAAAAAUUCAAACGAUCUGGCAAAUAACGUAACCAAUAACGAGUCAUCAAUGAAAGACCGUGAGGUUUCGAGGAAUAAUAUUAGCUGCGCUAUGAAUGAGCCUGAUUUCACGAUUGAUACCAUUGCCGACAACGUUGUGGAAUCGGAAAUUUCCGGAGAUGUCCUUCAAAACAUUUCCAACGACGAUUACGCUAACAUAUUUAGCCAAAUAGAAUUCAAACACGAAGUUUUUCAUUUUCCUGAUGGCAAACACGAAGUUGCAAUUGAAACGUAUCCUAAAAACAGCGUCGUGUUACAUCUCAACGCGCAUGGUUGCAAAGAUGUUUUAAAUCUAACAGAUGUUUCCAUUGAUAAUAAUUUCUUAAGAUUCAGUUUGUGCCGUACCGUCACUUGUCGGGUUUUAAAAGGAAGGCUUUUGCCCGCAACGGUGCAAAAUAUUGUAUCCGAUAUAUCUGCAUUGGUCGGAUUGAGCAAGGGUCCAGAGCCUUCUUUAAUGAAAUUUGAUCCUGUAAAAAAUGUGAAGCUUAUAAUUCUGGAUGGCGAAAGUUCUCGCUUUCGGUUUAAUGUUCCCGUAGGCUUAUCAUUCAAAUUUAGAAAAUUUAGUCAAAACAAGAUUCUAUUCGAAUUAAUUCAUAAUGAAAUUAGCAAGAAAUUCUUUAAGAGAAUACAAGAAGAGGUGGUUUCCAGGAUGAUAACUAAAAUUGUAGAUACUUCUUUGGAAGAUGAUUCCUUUCUUUAUACUCGUUUUAUUCACUUUGCUAAUCAAAUAUAUAGAGAUAGUAGGGAGGAUGUUAGGAGAAUGAUCUUAGAUAUGUUGGCCAGAGAUCAUGUCCAAGAGUUAGAGAAAAAUACUCAUGAUUACUUGUCACUUUUUUUCGGUGAAGAAAUAAUUUAUUUACGACAGGAAGGAGAGGAGGAACCCGACAAGGUUUCUGCAUUCGAAGUGAUUUCCCAAUGUUUCCCAGGGAAUAACAAAAAUUUGAUCGUCAAGAAUGUUCUUGAUAGAGAACAAAAUCAAGUUUGGAUCUUAGAUUCGAUCGCCACUCCCUCGGGCGAAUAG